Messenger RNA from Daldinia vernicosa, 1353 nucleotides. RefSeq lists its product as uncharacterized. Bases 174 to 1313 code for a protein of 379 amino acids. Lineage: Eukaryota; Fungi; Ascomycota; Sordariomycetes; Xylariales; Hypoxylaceae. The record is from RefSeq and is a predicted model, not a curated record. The transcript is spliced from 3 exons.
CUUGUUCUGAUCUACGAUUUUCCCGUUCAUCUCCCGUUCAUCUUCGUCAUUUUCGUGUACUCAGCCGGUCUGCUUCGAUUCUUUGGGUAAUUAAUUGUUUUCUUACAGCGUUCCGUUUCUCAUUCAUUAUAACUAUAUAGUAUUAUUCUUCGUCUUCUAGUUCUGUGAACACCAUGUUUUCCCUUAGACAGAUCAUUACUACCUCGGCCAUUCUGGCAGUGGCUCACGGUCAAGGUGUUAUUAUCAAAGCCCAAGGAACGAAAGGAUCGCCGGCGAGUCUCGGCUUACAAGUUAAUGCCAACGACACUAGUGACGCCAACUUCAUAUCGCAAACCGAGAUCGUGACAAACUUGGUGAACCAAUGCGGGAGGACUCUGCAAGCCGGCAAUGUCGAUGUGGGCGCUAAUACCGAGGAUGCUCUGGCAGCAAACCAAGUCACCCAGGUGACCAAGGGCAGCAAGGUGAAUAUCACAAUUCGCCAAGUUAACGAGACCGGUGCUGGUCCUUAUACUUGCGAUUUUGACCCGACGGGCAACACGGCCGGAGCCACAGGCCAGCUCAAUGUUACCACAACCGAAAGCAAGGCCAAUGCAAAUGGAGAAAUCACUCUCCAGGUGACCAUGCCCAACGACUUGGCAUGCAUCGGAGCAUCGACUGGUGACGUUUGUACUAUACGAUGCCGUAAUGCGAACGAAUUCGGCGGGUGUGUCGCAGUGCAGCAAACCGACACUACGCCCGCUGAAAAUACGCCUGGGACUAUCGAAGCAUUCCAGUCGUUAGAGGGCAUCACCACUCAGAUCCAACAGAACGUCGCUGAUCUUCCAGCGGCCGUCAAGGCGCUCUCGGAAUCUGGAGACUCUGACGCGGAGAUCGGUACAGCAAUCGUAGACGGAAUCCAAGCCGCGGACCCGUCGACCAACGGACUUGCACAGGACCAAGCUAAUGCUGGCAAUACCGCUAACACUGGUAACACUGGCAACAACAAUAACAACAACAACAACAAUGGUAAUGGUAAAGCCAAUGGUAACGGCAACAACCGGGGUGGUAACGGUAAUAACCGUAACGGUAAUGCCAAUGGCAAUGCCAACACCAACGCCAACGCCAACGGUAAUGCCAACGGUAACACCAAUGCUAACACCAAUGGUAACGCCGCUAAUGGCAAUGCCAAUGGUAACGCCGCUAAUGGCAAUGCCAACGGUAACGCCGCCAAUGGCAAUGCCAACGGCAACAACGGCGGAGGAAGAGGCGGUCGCAACAACAACAAUAACAACAACCGGCGACGCUCAGUCGUGCGCCGCCGCAGAUCAGCAUAGACGAUCAUAUUUUAGGCCGCAGAAGAUAAUGUAACCUACU